AUGCCUACCAAUCGCGUCGCGGAGAAUGUCCUGGGCACGCUGGGCACAGUAUGCUGGACUGCACAGCUCAUUCCACAGCUGUGGAAGAGCUGGCGUACAAAGUCGACAGAGGGUCUGUCGCAUUGGCUUGUCCUUAUAUGGUCCCUUUCGUCUAUCCCCCUGGGAAUAUACGUCAUCGUUCAAGACCUGAACAUCCCGCUCAUUCUCCAGCCCCAGCUCUUCGGCUUCUUCUCCCUAUUGUCAUGGGGCCAGUGCAUGUAUUAUAAUGGCGGCUACUCUGCACGCCGUUGCUACCUCAUGAUCCUCGGAAUACUGAUCAUCAGCGCGAGCAUGCAAGUCGGCUUCGUCUACGCCAUCCGCUCUGGCGAACGCGGCGUGCAGUUCUUUGGCGUCUUGAGCUCCAUCAUGAUCGCCCUCGCCCUCAUCCCACAGUACUACGAGAUCCACAAGCACCGCGCCGUGAUCGGCAUCUCCGUCACCUUCAUGUUCGUCGACCUCCUCGGCGGCGUCUUCUCCGACCUCUCGCUCGCCUUCAAGCCCAAAUUCGACGUCAUCGCGAGCGUCACGUAUUCCGUCGUCAUCCUCAUGGACGGCCUCGUCCUCAUCGCCGCCGCGAUACUCAACCCCAUCGCUCGCAGGCGCGCACGCGCCGCG
Heterobasidion irregulare TC 32-1 is the source of this 654-nucleotide messenger RNA. RefSeq lists its product as uncharacterized. The annotation marks the transcript as partial. NCBI's taxonomy places the organism in Eukaryota, Fungi, Basidiomycota, Agaricomycetes, Russulales, Bondarzewiaceae. The transcript is spliced from 7 exons. The record is from RefSeq and is a predicted model, not a curated record.